AUGGAGGAAGAUGUUGAAGUUAAAUUUCUGGCACUAGAUCAGCGCAAAAAGCUGAAAGUUCAGUCACCGUGUCUUCUUGGUUUAUCAAUAUGGUUCUAUGGAGUGAUAAUACAGGGUGCUACUUGGCUGAUGAUUAUUAGUGUGAUCUCUGCAGUUCUGAUAUUUGGAUCAUUAGUAGAAUGCAGAGUACCAAGUAGUUCUAAAUUGAACAAUUUUGAUUACACUGCUAUCAAUUGCAGAAAACACAGUGCAAUUUUGACAGAUUUUGGUGCUGUUGGUGAUGGAAAAACCCUUAACACAAAAGCAUUUAAUUCAGCAAUAACCAAACUUAGCCAAUAUGCAAAUGAUGGUGGUGCAUUACUUAUUGUUCCACCUGGUAAAUGGUUAACUGGUAGUUUCAAUCUCACAAGCCAUUUCACUCUUUUUCUUCAAAAAGAUGCUGUCAUUCUUGGAUCUCAGGAUGAAGCAGAUUGGCCUGAACUUCCUGUAUUACCGUCUUAUGGAAAAGGACGAGAUGCAACUGAUGGAAGGCUUAGUAGUCUCAUUUUUGGAACUAAUCUCACUGAUAUUAUAAUUACUGGUAACAAUGGGACAAUUGAUGGACAAGGAUCCAUUUGGUGGGAGAAGUUCAAAAAGGGUCAAUUGAAAAUCACAAGGCCAUACUUGAUUGAGAUUAUGUAUUCUGAUCAAAUCCAAAUAACAAAUCUCACUUUGAUCAACUCUCCAUCAUGGUUUGUCCAUCCAGUUUACAGCAGUAACAUAAUUGUAAAUGGACUUACCAUUCUUGCACCACUGAAUGUUCCGAACACAGAUGGAAUCAACCCAGAUUCAUGUACUAAUGUUAGAAUUGAAGACAACUAUAUCGAAUCUGGUGAUGAUUGUAUUGCGAUUAAAAGUGGAUGGGAUCAGUAUGGAAUUAAAUUCGGAAAGCCAUCAGAACAUAUCAUCAUAAGAAGGGUAACAUGUAUAUCUCCUAAGAGUGCUAUGGUUGCAAUAGGCAGUGAAAUGUCAGGUGGAGUCCAAGAUGUUAGAAUCGAAGACUUAACCGCCAUCAACACAGAAUCAGCUGUUAGAAUUAAAACAGCUAUCGGUAGAGGUGGAUUCGUGAAGGACAUUUUUGUAAAAGGAUUGAAUUUGAACACAAUGAAAUAUGUGUUUUGGAUGACUGGUUCUUAUGGACAGCACCCUGAUGACAAGUUUGAUCCAAAAGCAUUGCCUAAGAUUAAUGGAAUAAAUUAUAAAGAUGUUACUGCAAAGAAUGUGACGAUUGCAGGGAAACUAGAAGGAAUUUCUAAUGAUCCUUUUACAGGAAUAUGUAUUUCUAAUGCGACUAUUGAAAUGUUUGUAAAAAAGGAUUCAGAUAUUGAAAUGGAUGCAAAAAAGGUGAAGCUUCCAUGGAAUUGCACUGAUGUUGCUGGAGUUACAAGCAAUGUGGUUCCUCAACCAUGUGCUUUGUUACCUGAUAAGAAGGUGGAUUGUCCUUUUCCAACUGAUAAACUGGUCAUUGAAAAUGUUCAGUUCAAGACUUGUUCCUUCAAAAGUGUUAUCUGAUUAGUAAUAUGGAUGUUAAAUUUGAACUUUAAAGCUAUUAUAUAGUAUUAUUGUUAUGGCAACAAAGGUUAUUUUCUUCUAUAAAGUAUA
Messenger RNA from Trifolium pratense (red clover), 1641 nucleotides. Its product is annotated as probable polygalacturonase. The transcript has 6 exons. Gene Ontology annotation, biological process: carbohydrate metabolic process. Bases 1 to 1551 code for a protein of 516 amino acids. The record is from RefSeq and is a predicted model, not a curated record. Gene Ontology annotation, molecular function: polygalacturonase activity. NCBI's taxonomy places the organism in Eukaryota, Viridiplantae, Streptophyta, Magnoliopsida, Fabales, Fabaceae.